AUCCAGUCUCCUAGUUUCCGAAUAGCGUCAAAAUGGCAGCCAUUGAAACGCAAGAUGAUGCUAAAACAGUAAAACAAACUUUCAAUAGCUGGGUGGAUGAAGUGUUUAAAGAAAACGAUUCAAAACCAGUCUGUCUAUCACUUCAUCUGAUUGUUCAAAGGCAUCUUCCCCCAGAAUCAUCAGAAUGGUCACAUGAGGAAAUAAUUAAAGAAUUGAACAAAAAAAGACGCAUCCGCCUCGACAGAGAAAACAUCGGCCAAAUUGAUAGCUGUGAGCUUUUAAGUGCAGAUGUAACACAUCUUUAUCUUCAAUUUAACAAAAUUUCCAAAAUUGAAAAUUUAGAAUGUCUUCCUAAUUUACAAGUUUUAAUUUUAUCAGAAAACAAGAUUACAACUAUUGAAAAUAUUGAUCAUUUAAAUAAAUUGGUUUUCUUAGAUGUUUCUAAUAACCUUAUUGAAGAAGUACAAGCAGAAAACUUGCCACAGUCAAUUAUUAUUUUAAACCUGUCUGGAAACCCAUGUGUCAGUCAAUCAUACAAAUCAAACAUAAUAAAAAGGCUGCCUAAAUUAAAACACCUGGAUGGUGCAGAAAUCUUAAAAGAGGACAAACUGGAAGCUGGGGUAGAGGUGGAGAGCAUCUGUGGAAAUAAUGAAAAUCAAGGGGAAGAAACCACUGAUGAGGAGGAGGGCAGUGAGGAUGAAGAUGAUGCAGAAGAAACAGUUACAGAUAACAUUGCCAGAAAAGGAAAGCUGACAGCUGUGGCUGCACCACUUGAGGCCAAGAGCCUCAUAGGCUACAAAAAACUACCACAAAUUCCAGCCAACAUUCAUGAUUUGGCAACAAACAUUCUGUUAAGAUCUCAAAGCAGAAUGGAGGAAAGGACAAAGGAAUAUAAAAAGCAUCUACAGGAAAUGACAAAUAUCAAGAUUUUAUCUAAAAUAAAACCCAUUCCUCAUAAUUUCACACAGAAAAAAUUGCCUGAUUUAAAAUAACUAUUUUUCAUAAGUGAAAAAAAAACAAAAAGAGAAAGUGUUCAAAACUAAAAGAUCCUUUAAAGUUAAAGCUUCUUUUAAUUGCAAUAAAUGUUAUAUAUAUUGUAUUUGAAUUAUGAGAAAUUAAUAGUUCAGGGGGGACAAUGGUGAGGCAAGGUAGGAACAACUAACCUCUCCUGCUCAUCAAAAGAUGUUAUUGGGGCAAGGGGAAACAUUCUUAUGGUUAUUUACUUCAACUCAAUUUUUUUAUGUCUUUUUUUAAAGUUUUGAUUCCUAUUUUGUUACCUAUGAAUAGGGAAGAACAGUAUUUUUUUUAUUUUGGUCAUACUUUUUUUGUUUAACUGAAAAGAGUAAAAUUAUUACACAUUUACACCCCUUCACUGUGUCUACAAAAAUUGGGUGCUAAAAUUAAAUUAAUUUUCAUCAUUUUGAUAGCUCAUAAAUUUUGUUGUUACAGACACCAUAGAACUCAAAUGGUUGUUAGUAGGCUAAUGGCUAGCACUUGCAAUGAUAUCAAAUGGUUUAAUGGCUGUUCUUGAAACCAAAAUAAAGAAAAAUGGCCAUCAAACUUAAGUAGAUUAUGUUUCAUUAAGAAGUUUUGAUUUUUAAACCUAACCUAUUUGUUUAAAAAUAUCUGUACAGUUAAUACUUGGCAGUAAAUGUUGUUGAAUACAUGAUUAUUUGAAGUGAAAAAAAUGGUGAAAUUUAUAAUAUUUAUUUAUAAUAAACUGUGGCUGUUGUCAGAUUAUGGAUGGUUCAAUAAAUGUUUUAUUGUUGCCAUUAAUUUUAGCUAUAUUAUUUUCAUGACUUUCAUGAAUCUGGACUAUCAAAGUAUUUGUUUAGGUUCAUAUGAAGUUUUUAGCUUACUGCUAGCAAUAUUAUACAUUUCAUGUAAUAUAAAAGGGUUAAGAAAGCACUGAUAUUAACCAUACUCUAAUUUUGAUUAAAAAAAAAAGAUUUUACAAAUUUCUUUAGUAAUUAAAUAAUGAUGUCACUUGAAUUACUGUAAAGUAGGACCAAGAAAUAUGCUCUUAUUUUUUACUUAUAAUUUGUAUUACUAAAACAUUACUCAUAAGCAUAGCACUCUCUUCCAUUCAUCACAUGAAUAAA
Molecule: messenger RNA, 2102 nt
Organism: Biomphalaria glabrata
Lineage: Eukaryota; Metazoa; Mollusca; Gastropoda; Planorbidae
Product: leucine-rich repeat-containing protein 46-like
Exons: 7
Coding region: 33-992 (319 amino acids)
Molecular function (GO): protein binding
Source: RefSeq, a predicted model, not a curated record